Messenger RNA from Schistosoma curassoni, 9026 nucleotides. The record is from the annotation of a GenBank genome assembly. NCBI's taxonomy places the organism in Eukaryota, Metazoa, Platyhelminthes, Trematoda, Strigeidida, Schistosomatidae.
GGUGUUUCGCUUCAUAAUUCUGCGCUUAUUGAAUUUCUUCACAAAUGACCAAAAGUAGGGAUAGUACGAAUCUGGGAGAAGACGAUACAUCUGUCAUAACUAAGAAAUCAGAUAUAGGUCAGCAUUUUCUACGUGCUGCCCGUGCUGGAAAUAUUCAAAAGGUUUUGAUACUCAUCAAUGAGCACAACGCAGAUGUACAUGCCUGUAAUGCAAAUGGGUUAAAUGCGCUUCAUUUAGCUUCAAAAGAAGGUCAUGCAGAAGUUGUACGUGAAUUAAUUGAACGUGGUGCAAAACCGAAUACUGCUACGAAAAAAGGGAAUACAGCUUUACAUAUUGCAAGUUUAGCUGGUCAAUUUGAAGUGGUUAAAUUAUUACUAGAGGCUGGAGCUGAAGUGAAUAUUCAAGCUCAGAAUGGUUUCACUCCAUUGUAUAUGGCUGCUCAAGAAAAUCAUUUGGAAGUUGUACGUCUACUAUUAGCCAAUGGUGCCAAUCCUGGUUUAACUACAGAUGAUGGUUUUACACCACUUGCUGUAGCUUUACAACAAGGUCAUGAUCGUGUAGUUGCUUUAUUAUUAGAAAGUGAUUCUCGUGGUAAAAUCUGUUUACCAGCUUUACAUAUUGCAUCUAAAAAGGAUGAUAUUAAAGCUGCCAAUUUGUUAUUAAAUAGUGAUGUCAAUGUAGAUCAUCAAUCAGCUAGUGGAUUCACUCCACUUCACAUCGCUGCACAUUAUGGUAAUGUGAAUAUGACUGAAUUAUUGAUAUCACGUGGUGCUAAUAUUAAUUUUCAAGCUAAAAACAAUAUAACUCCAUUGCAUGUAGCAUCUAAAUGGGGUAAUCAAGGUGUAGCUGAACGUUUAAUUACAGCUGGUGCGGAACUUGACUGUCGUACACGUGAUGGAUUGACACCAUUACACUGUGCUGCUAGAUCUGGACAUGAUACAGUUGUUCAAUUAUUAUUAAGUGCUGGAGCACAUAUCUCUGCUAAAACAAGGAGUGGUUUAAAUUCAUUACAUAUGGCAGCUCAAGGUGAUCAUGUAGAUACUGCACGUUUACUUUUACAACAUGGAGCACAAUCUGACGAUCCAACAAUUGACUUUUUAACCGCAUUACAUGUUGCUGCACAUUGUGGUAAUGUACGUGUAGCAAAAUUAUUACUUGAGCGUGGAUGUGAUGUCAAUGCAAGAGCAUUGAAUGGAUUUACACCUUUACAUAUUGCAUGUCAAAAAAAUCGAAUUAAAAUUGUUGAACUGUUAUUAAAAUAUAAUUGUUUGAUUCAAGCUACAACAGAGUCUGGUUUAACACCGUUACACGUUGCAUGUUUCAUGGGGCAUCUAAAUAUUGCCGUUUUAUUAUUACAACAUGGUGCUAAUGCAAAUGCACCAACUGUACGUUGUGAAACUAGUUUACACUUGGCAACACGUGCUGGACAAACUGAUGUAGCUCGUUUACUCUUACGUAAUGGUGCUCAAGUGGAUGUGAAAGCUAGAGGCAACCAGACACCACUUCAUAUAGCAUCACGUAUUGGUAAUUUAGAAUUAGUCACAUUACUAUUGGAAUAUGCUGCUAAUGUACAGUGUUCAACCAAAGAUACUUAUACAGCAUUACAUUUAGCUGCAAAAGGUAAUCAUAAAGAGAUAUGUGAAUUAUUAUUAAAAAAUGGAGCAGAAUUAGAAAUAACAACGAAGUCUGGUUUCACUCCAUUACACUUAGCUGUGAAACAUUCGCAUUUAGAAACAGCUAAAUUUUUACUUUUAUCCGGUGCUGAUAUGAAUGCAGUUGGACGUAAUGGUUUAACACCAUUACAUUUGGCUACACAUUACGGAUGUUUACCUAUGGUUGAAUUAUUACUUGAACAUAAGGCAUCUCCAGUUUCACAAGCUAAAAAUGGUUUUAUUCCAUUGCAUAUUGCCGCAGAAAAACAUUUAGUGGAUAUUGGCAAAUUAUUAAUUGAAGCUACUGUUGACAGUAAUAAUAAGAAUAAGAAAAAUAAUAAUGAUAAUGGCGGUUGUGGUGUCGAUGGUGGUUGUUGUAGUAUACAAUCACGUAAUGGUUUCACUCCGUUACAUUUAGCUUGUCAAGAUGGAAAUGAGAAAAUGACUAAAUUACUAAUUGAUUCUGGAUCCAAAGUAAAUGCUUUAGCGAAAAAUGGCCUUACAGCAAUGCAUUUAGCAGCACAAGAGGAUAGUGUUAAAGCUGCAGAAUUAUUAUUUAACGCUGGUUCUGAGUUAGAUUUGAAAACAAAAGCAGGAUAUACUCCUUUACAUACAGCUUGCCAUUUUGGUCAAGUAAAUAUGGUUCGAUUUUUACUUGGCAAAGGUGCUGAUGUGAAUGCUAUAACAUGUAUGGGAUCAAAUGCUUUACAUUUAGCUGCACAACAAGGUCAUUCGACAGUUAUUUACAUUUUAUUAGAAAGUGGCGCUAAUCCAAAUAUGCGUAACAAGUAUGGUUGGACACCAGCGCAUGUUGCUCGUCAUCAACAUUAUUUAAAUAUAUUUGAAGCAUUAUGUCAGGUGACUACAUGUGUAGAAUCAUGGGAGCAUGAAAAUACUGAUGAAUUGCCAAUGAAUGCAGAAUUGGCAUCAUCUAUAUCAUCUGGUCCAGAGUAUCAUAAUUCUUCUUUGAGUAGACAACAGCAUAUCUCUGCUAAUCGACUUGGCCUUGAACAUCCAGACAUGAUGAGAGAUAAUCCAAUUACAGAUACUGAAGAAGAAUGUAUUGAACCGGAUUUCACAAUUAUGCCAUCAUCACCAUUAUUUUCACGUGCACAAAGUAGACAGAGCCUUAGUCAACAAAUACACAUACAACCACAACAACAACAAUAUGUUCAACAUCAUCCACAAUCUCAUCACAAAUCAGAUAACAAACAUUCUGAUGAACAGCAUUAUGGACAUCGUAGUGGUGGUGUGAAUCACGUUAAAAUAGCUCCAGAUAAAUUAUCAAAUGUAUCAGGUGAAGAUAGUAUACAUGAAGGCACAACAGCCGAAAAUGCUCACGCACUGAAUUGGCGUGAUGGACAUUUAAAUUAUGGUACCAGGGAAGUUGGAUUGUCUGAAACUCGAAUAAGUCGAGAUUAUGCUGAACUCGGUAUGGCAGGUGCUCCAAGUUUAACAGGGUUUUCCGGACUAGUCGAAUGGGAUUUCACCCCAGACAAUGUACCGAUUCCUCGAAGACCUAUAGCUUCAGGCUUUCUUGUAUCAUUUUUGGUGGAUGCACGUGGUGGAUCGAUGCGUGGUAGUCGUCAUCCAGGUCUACGAAUUUUAGUCCCACCAAGUGCAGCAAGUGCACCAACACGUAUUACCUGCCGUAUGUUACGACCUGAACGUACAGCUCGACCACCUCAAUUGAAUGAUUGUGAAGGAUUAGCUUGUCGUAUCAUUGAGUUAGGACCGCAUCCAUGUCGUUUCAAUUCACCGGUGGUGUUAGAAAUUCCACAUUUUGCUUCAUUACGUGGUCGUCAACGUGAACUCGUUGUAUUACGUAGUGAUAAUGCUGAAAUAUGGCGUGAACAUUCACUAGAAGCUACAGAUCAAGCAGUUCAGUCAGCUGUAGGUCAAAGUUUCGAUACGUUAGAGACGCUGGAAGAACUUCGUGCGAAACGUAUUAUUCGUAUAUUGACUAAUGAUUUUCCACAAUAUAUGGCAGUUGUUAGUAGAAUACGCCAAGAAUCAUCUUUAGUUGGUUCAGAUGGUGGUGUUCUUAGUUCGACAGUUGUUCCACAAGUUCAAGCUGUAUUCCCAGAAGGUGCACUACAGAAAAGAAUUCGUGUCGGUUUACAAGCUCAGCCAAUCGCUCCAGAGUUAGUUACACGAUUAUUUGGUAAUCGUGUUACAGUCUCGCCAAUUGUCACAUUAGAACCACGUCGUCGUAAAUUUCAUAAACCAAUCACCCUAACUAUACCAUUACCGAAAGCUGUUGUUCGUGGUAUGCUGAAUCCAUCGGUGAAUGAUUUAAAAUCACAAAAUGUACCAAGUUUACGAUUGUUGUGCAGUAUUACCGGUGGUACAGCGCCAGCACAAUGGGAAGAUAUUACUGGAUCUACACCAUUGUCUAAAGUGAAAGAUUGUAUCUCCUUCACUACAACAGUUUCAGCGAGAUUUUGGCUAAUGGAUUGUUCAGCUGUACAUGAAGCUGCAGAAUUUGCAAGUAUGCUGUAUGCCGAAGCCACAUUAGUUCCAUAUAUGGGUAAAUUUGUUGUAUUUACCAAACGUUUGGAUAUGGAUGAAGCAUUAGUUCGAUGUUUCUGUGUCACAGAUGAUAAAGUAGACAAGACAUUGGAAUGUCAAGAAGGUUUUGAAUUGUGUGCUGCUUCACCAGAAGUUGAAAUAAUUGAAAGUCGACCAGUUUGGCUGGAAACAGCUGGUAAUUUAUUACCUGUAGCAAAAUUAAGUGAACAAUUACGUUUACAUUUCAAUGCAUUCCAUGAGAAUAGACUUGCAUUUCCAGUACGUGUAAAAGAUCUUCAACAAGAAGCUAUUAGUAAAUUAGCAUUUAUGCGUGAACCACGACAACCAAUUCGAGAUGGAGAUGGUGAUUCACAAUAUAUCUAUCAUGAAAUAACUCCUGUUCAAAAACCAUUAUGUACAUUAGAAAUUCGACUUAGUUCAGAUAAUGGUGUUAAUGGUCAACAUGGUCUUGAUCUUUCAUUGAUUGGUUUAGAAAAUCAUCCAGAAUUUUUAGAUCAAUUAAAUGAAACUAGUGCAGCUGAAUUAACAAUGGGUUCAUUAAGUUGUGUAUUCCCAUAUCCUAAACGUGUUAUUAAUGAUGAACAAAUUCUUAAUGGACAAAAUAAUGAAAUUAAUAAACCUAUUGGUGGUAAUUUGGCAUCAACUUAUACAUCAGAUGUAAUUGCUCGUAGUCAAAUUGAUUUACUGCAAGUUGCUAGUGAAAUUGGCUCAGAUUGGCCUAAACUAAUCGAAUUCCUCUUACCUCAAUCUCAUUUAAAUAGUUCAUGUACUGUGAAUCAAUUAGUUAAUUGGAUUAAUGAAAAUGAGCCAAAAUGGCAAAUUAAAAGAAAUCAGUUAGCUAUGGAAAUGGGUAAAAUAACAGGAGAAAAUGACGGAGGUGAUGUAGUUGGCAGUUUUGGUGGUCCAAUUAGUGUAAAUGAAUUACGUACAAUACAAGAUCAAGCAUUAGCGGUACUAUUGGCAUGGCGUGAAGAAAAUGGAGAUUCAGCCACAGGUAAUGAAUUAGAUUACGCACUUCGUCAAAUUGGCCGUGAAGAUGUCAUUAAAUCAUGUAUGCGUGAUAUUCGCUAUGUACUUGAUGCUGAUGAACAUGCAAAGGCUACGCGUCAAAUAGAUGAAGGUAAACGUUCAGAUCCUGUGAAUCCUAAUUUGUCAGAUCCUUUCUCAACUUCUCUAGCAGCAACAUCAACUUUAAUGUCUGGCAUGAAUGACAUAACAGCUAAUGAUGUUGGUGAUCAGUCUAUGAUUGGCUUUGAUAGAAUAGAUGCAUUAAAACAUCCAGAUGUAAGGAUUACUCCGAUGCCAGAUGAAUCAGAGCUGAUUCCUCAAACUCAUCUUGGCCUAGAUAGUCAAAGUCCAAGAAAAUCCGAUGUCAUUAUUCAUGGUAGUGGUGAUGAAGAAGAAGAGGGACGACCUUCUCCUGCUUCACAACAAGGUCAGACUGAAGUAGAAGAAGACAAUGAAGAGUUUUGGCAACAACAACAACAUCAAGCAGGAAUUGAACCAGCUUGUUCAACUAGUCAACAAGGUGGUGAUCCAAUGGUUGUACAGAAACAUGAUGAAAUAAUAGUACAAGAAGAAGCAGAUAUAAUUCGCGACAGUGAAUCAAUGAGCAGUUCUGAAUUGAUUGCAUCUACUUUACAAGGUUCUCAACAAGAGAUCUAUGAUACAGAUGCGAAAAUUGCAGGCACAUUAAAGUUAGAAGGUGAAGUUGAAGAAGAUGCACUUCAGAGUCAACGACAGCUGGAAAAUAUUGCAGGUCAUCAUAGAGAAGCGGACUUAUUAUCACUUACACAAAUUCAUCAAAAAGAACAUAGUAUUACUAGUUUAUCAGAGGAUAAUAACGGUGAUGCUGGUUUAAAACAGUUAACAAGUGCCAAUAAUACCAACACUAAUGAUAUAACAACUUCAACUAGAUCGCAACCUACUAGUGAACAUCGUUGGGAUCAAGAAGAUGAUCUAUCAGAUAUUGUUUUACAAAACGAAACUGAUAAAAUGAGUGAAACCGAUAUUCAGUCGUCACAUGAAGUGACGAAUAAUGAAACACCAGAUGUAGAUAUAAGACAUGCUCAUCAUGUUGGCUAUACAUCAGAUCAACCGAUAGAUAAUAAUCAUAGUAGUAUAAUGCAAAAUCUUGAAGCAUAUAAUGAACAAGAUGUUAUUGGUGAUAAUGAAUUGGAUGUUAUGGAAUCAUCAAGACAACGACAAGAUAAUUCUAAUGAACAUCAACAACAACAACCUUCAAUCGUUGCUUCAUCAAAUGCACAUCAUGGUCUUGCAUCUAUUCCACAUAAUGAAGAUGGUGGCAAUGCUGUUGAAUAGAAAAAAUUGCUUAGAAAAAAGAAAUACGGAACAAUAGUAACAACAAAAUAAACGAAACAUCUCAAAGAGAAAAUCCGGUUUCAUGUAGUUGUUAUUUGCCAUGCUUUUUUUUGUGUAGAUUUUGUUUUAUAUUCGUUAUCACUUUAAUUGUUUUCUUCUUUAUAAUAAGAACAAUAAGAAUGUGGGUUAAUGAUGAGAGGGCAUUAGGGAGAAAAGCUAUUCAUUGCAUUAUUGUUGUCUAUCUUUCUUUUUAUUUUCCACAUUCUCUCAUAUGCACAAACUUCGCUAUGCCUUAUCUAGUCAUUAAAAAACAACAACACAGCAUCGAUGUUCGUUUCACAUGUGUUGUACACUUGCACACACACACCAUCACCCGUUCCUCUUUCGUUGUACUCCUUCAAUGUUCGACUUACCAUAUUCUAUAUAUUGCUUGAUUUCUUUUUUUUUGACUACAUCUCGCAAUACAAUACAAUGUUUUAUGCAAGUCAUAAUAAUAAAUAAUUAUGUAAUUUUAAUUUCUAUGUAUUAUUUUUUUGUUUCUAUUUUAAUUGAUUAAAUGGUUACACUCUUUACUGCUAUUUGAAUUUUAGUUAUUGUUAUUGUUAUUUGAAGAGAUAAUUCAAGGUGGAAACCUUUCAAGGAAUAAAAGUAACGAGAAAAGAUACAUUCACACGCACACACACUGAGAAGAAUCAUUACAAUUCAAUAAACAUACAAAGUUUCCCUAUUACUAUUUUGUUUGUUUGUUUGUUUUUCUUUUGAUGUAACACAAGAUUUUCGUUUGUUUUCAUCCGAAACGAUGAUUUUAUGUUUGAAUGUAGAGAAUUUUCUAUUGAAUGUUAAUCUAAUCUUUCGAUAUAUGGGUGUGUUGUUGUUUUUCCUUCAGUGCUACAGGAUACUUUAAUUCGUUAUUCUCUUUACUUCUCUGGUUCUAUCAUACAACAAUCUUUAUGUUAUUUUCAAUUGUUUGUUAGCAAUAUACAAAUAAAUAAUGCUUGAAUAAUAAUGGUUAUCUAGUGACAUGUUUAUUAGUUAGCUGUUAUAAUUGAAUACUAUUAGUACUACUACAGCACUACUGCUGUAUUAUCCUUAACAGUAAUAAUAGUAAUAGUUAGAAUUGAGUACUGAGAACUUUUCCAGUAUUUUUUUUCAAUUCAUUGAUAGAGUCUGAUCUAUAUGUUUAAAUAUAAAUUAGAUUUACUAUUAAUGUUCAUUAUUGAUUAUUGUCACCGCCAUUAUCCAUAUUCGCCGACCUCAUCCUCAAUAUUAUUAUUAUUAUUAUUUCGAUAGGCUAUCUCUACUAAAUUCUAAAGUACUGUUUACUCUAUCUAUGACCGUUUUACACCUCCUCCUCACCAUUAUUAUUAUUAUUAUUAUUGUCGCCACCGUCAUCAUCAUUGAAUAUUAAUCUUAGUAACAUGUGACAGUCAUAAUAAUGAUCGUGUUUAUUAUUGUGUUAUUGAACAAUGAAUUACUGAUUAUAUUGUUAUUUUUCCAUUGCAUUGUCUGUUCUUUCUGUUACUUAAUUACAUGUUUUUCUCUCCGAAAAAUCAAAUGUAUGUUUCUUCGGUUUUUAUUUCUACCUUAAAAUAACCUCCUGUCUUGUUUUAUGUGAAUGUUGUGAGUGCGUGUGUUUAUGUUAAUUUAUUUUCCUGCUUUUCUACAAGGAUAAAAUGACCAGCUAGUUAAGUAAAACUAUUGUAUACAUCCUCACAUUAUGAUUAUUAUUGUUUCAUUGAGGUGCAUCUUCAUCAGUUUAUUGUAUUCUCGAAUAACGAAUAUAAAAAUACCAGUGUAUGUGUUUCCGUGUUUUUAACCACGUUCAUUUGAACAUUUGUUCAUUUUUAUGAGAUCAACUGAACAAGAGUUUUAAUCUUUUGAUUUUACUCAAUGUAAAUGAACCCAAGUUGAACAACAGAUAGAAAUUAGGAAGCACGGAAUAGCCGUUUAAUCCUGGUAUGUGGCUCCUCGAGAAUGUACAUGCGCAAUCACACUAGGAAUCAAAUGUAGAUUUUUCGGUCUCAUGAAUCAGCUUCUAACUCUAUACAACUGAUGUACAUGUCUAACUUCAACCUAUCCGGGAUAGUUUCGCAACCAACUUCCAUUAUCUUCCGGGGGAUAACUGGUUAACAUCUUACAUAAUUGAACUCCACUGGUGAUGGUUUUCUGGUUUUGCAAUGGAUAUAAAACUUGGUUGUAGAUAAUUAUCAUUAAUUCGAUCUGGCACACGAAAUGACCUUAAUUACUCCGUUCAUAAAUCAACAGGCUGUCCACUUAAGAAAAAUUAAAGGUUCCCGGCUGAUGCAUUGGAUCGUUGUAAUACAUGUACUACCUAAACAAUUACUGAACUAGUAUACUUAAAACUUUCUUCUAUCACAUGUUUGUUCUGCACAUCUGUUAUUAUUUAUAUCAAAACAUGGUCAUGUCUGUAAACCGGCGUGAAUUCUGUAAUUAUUAUUUUCAGAAUAUAUAAAUUAUUAUUAUUAUAACACUGAUCACUACUUAAUGAUCCGUUAGUUA